Molecule: messenger RNA, 1506 nt
Organism: Aspergillus pseudotamarii
Lineage: Eukaryota; Fungi; Ascomycota; Eurotiomycetes; Eurotiales; Aspergillaceae
Product: Zn(II)2Cys6 transcription factor
Exons: 2
Coding region: 1-1506 (501 amino acids)
Biological process (GO): positive regulation of transcription by RNA polymerase II
Cellular component (GO): nucleus
Molecular function (GO): DNA-binding transcription factor activity, RNA polymerase II-specific; transcription cis-regulatory region binding; zinc ion binding
Source: RefSeq, a predicted model, not a curated record
AUGUCUGAACAGCCACCCACCGCUGCAAAAGAUUGCUCCAAUUGUCAAAGACGGCGCCUAAAGUGCGAUCGUGUCCGGCCAGCAUGCAGGAAAUGCGGCAAGCGUUGCCUCAAAUGUCCAGGCUACGGCGUACAAUUAAAAUGGGACCAAGGCGUCGCCAGUCGAGGUAAUCUGAUGGGAAGGUCAUUGCCUAUGAAGAAUUCCUCGUUAGUGUCGAAAUCGCCCGGCCACAACGACCCUCGAAUCAAGUCGCACUCGCACUUGCUGGACCCUACGAGUAAUCUGCGAUGGCUGCAACCGCCACCACAUUCACCACAUGCGCCGAGGUUACUCGCUUGGUUCACAGACCGCGUCGCGAGGAGACUGGCAUGGGUUGAUGGACCUCAAAAUCCCUGGCGAAGGAUCGUUUUACCUCUAAGCGAAACCUGCGAUGCCGUCCGUUCUUCCGUUUUCGCGCUCGCAGCAACGGAUCUGUCCUUACAAUAUCCAAAGAACGAUCCAUGGUGUCAAAAAUUUAAAGACCUAUCACAGUCGCAUCAUCGACAUGCCUUGUCUCUACUGGUCUCCGAACUGAAGAGACUGUCGGCAUUACCUCCAUCUGAAACAUGCCCAGCUGCAUCCUUGUUCCCAACUCUAGCAUCUGUGAUGAUCAUCUGCAACAACGAUCUGCUGAAUACGGAAACCUCAGAAUGGCGCAUGCAUCUAACAGUCGCCCGGGAAAUCUUGAAUGUCGCAAAGACCCACCCGGGGAUUGAGCAAUCGCUCUCACAUAUGCAGCGGUUCUUCUUACAAGAAUACUAUGCAACAUCGGUAUGGAUGAACUUGACCAAUUUCAAGCCAGUUGACAAGAUAGUAAUGAAGCCGCCAACGAGCAACGAAGAUGCUGCCUUAUCCGGCUUUGUGCAUAUCAUUCAUCGCAUCACUCAACUGGAACGCCUGAAGAGAGCUGGGGAGCAGUCCUUAGACUCGGACCGGACCGCCACAUCAUCUCAUUGUCAAGCUCAGGGUAUCUAUACAGAAAUCGAAUCGGCCAGAGCUGAUUCAUUACAAAUUACCAACAACAUCAAUUUCUGGUCCGAUGUCGACCGCCGGAACUUCGCACUGGUGGUACGAAUGUACUACCACGCUACAUUGAUCUAUACUGCCCAAGCUCUGUUGUCCAAUGCCUCGGACUCGGAUGCGAGUGCCGACGCAAAAAUAACAUACUCCCACACUCACAUAAUGCACGACCUCAAAGAAUUAACCAAACUUCGAACCGGGCUCCAUUUCGCCCAGGAUCUUGUUUGGCCGCUUUUCAUCGCCGGGACGGAGGUGCGUUCGGAUCGUGCAGCCCAGGAAAUGAUCGAACAUAGUUUCAAGGCUGUUAUGCAUGUAAGCCGGACGUUGGAUCGAGCUCGUGUGUUGUCGUUCUUGCGAUCUUGGUGGGAGUUUGAUGGUGACGGGUUGGGUUCUUGGAUUGAAUUUGCUCGGAUUAGAUCUGAAAAUUAUAAUUUUAUUAUAGUAUGA